This is a messenger RNA of Trichoderma harzianum CBS 226.95, 1902 nucleotides long. RefSeq lists its product as hypothetical. The record is from RefSeq and is a predicted model, not a curated record. The coding region runs from base 1 to 1902 and encodes 633 amino acids. The transcript has 2 exons. Lineage: Eukaryota; Fungi; Ascomycota; Sordariomycetes; Hypocreales; Hypocreaceae.
AUGAACCAGACAAUCUCAAAUACCUACAUGUACCCUGGUCCUGCUUUGGAGACUGAAAAUGCGUUCCGCUUGCUGGAACUGCAAGCCGGUCAGAAUAACGCCCCUAUUACCAUCCGAAUACUAGCUUGCUCCUUCGGCAGUAUAUCAUACGAAGCCGUCUCUUAUACCUGGGGCGAUGCAGAUCAGAAAAAUGAGAUCAAAGUGCUUUCACACAGUGCCAACGAAACUUGUGCCACGAUGUUCGUUACAACAAACUGUCACAACGCUUUGAUGGCCCUGCGGAAACCCCACGAGCCUCGAGUCUUGUGGAUCGAUUCAAUAUGUAUCAACCAACACUCAAUGCCUGAGCGCAACCAUCAAAUUACCCUCAUGGCCCAGAUAUAUCAAGGAGCCCGCCGUGUCGUGGUAUAUCUUGGACAAAGCGCCGAUGGCAGUGACGAAGCCAUGCACUCGAUAUACGAAAUCGAUCAGCCCUCUGACUACGAUGUUUAUCCGUCUUGGAACACAGUGCCACAGUGUACCCCAAACAUCAAAUCUAUUCGCGCACUCUUCAAGCGGCCUUGGUUCUAUCGGGUAUGGGUUUUACAGGAGAUCGCUUUCGCUAAAGAUGCCAUUUUUGUCUGCGGCCGGUACGAAGUCAGUUGGGACAGCAUUCGUGCUUUCUGCCACUGGAACCGGAACAAUCGCUGGAUAAAGGGAGCUCUUCCAUAUCCUAUUGAAUACACUGUCCAAAGAUCUCACUGUCAGGCAACAGAUGCGAGGGAUAAGGUGUACGCGAUGCUCCCUUUGCUGAAGUGGGAACAUGAGAGGAUGACCAGAGAGCUUGAAGCGAAUCAGAACCAAGCUGAAAACAAGGGCUUGGAUGGGUUAGAUGCUGACAAACUGCGUCAAGCAUUAUUCAUCCAAGCAGACUAUACGAUGUCUGUUCAGCAGGUCUAUACAAAUCUUACAAUCAUCCUACUUGAGCACUUUGGACUCCAAGCGCUACAAAUCGGCCUAGCUCUAGGUCAUGUGGAGAAGCUCCCAUCUUGGGUUAUAGAUUGGGAAGCUAUCACAAAGUCGCCGUACCAGCUCCAGCGGCCAUUAGCACCAUUCAAGCCUCAAGAUGCUUCGACUGUUGAAAAUUCGGCCAUGUGGAGCGUUUCUCGUUUUUUCCUAGUCGACAAAGAGCCAAAGGAGCAGCUACGAGUCAGCGCCUCGAAAAUCGGCACUAUCACCUUCAUUGGGGAUGUUUGUGAUAUCCGUCGGGACAUCUUCCCCCUGAAACAAUGGACGAAGCUUGGCUCCGGCCCGAAAUGGUGGCAUCAAAUGCCAACUAUGCCUCCAGAUCUCACUGACCGCCAACCGGGUUUUUGGCGGCAACGCUAUGAGCUAUCCCCGUUUGCGGAGACCUUGGCAGCAGGUUACAUUGUGUAUGCAGACGUCGUCCACGAAGCUGUUGAAACUCUGACUACCUUAGACGAAAGCAAUGAUGCUAUUGAAACAGAAGGAAACCAUAAGCGCUUUGAGGAUUACCCUAAAAAAUUACCUUCAAGCUAUCGUAUACAAGCGGAAAAGAUAUUUAGUGCUUGUGACGGACGGAGAUUCUUUAUCACGGAUACAGGGCUUAUCGGCUUGGCUCCUGAAGCGGCUACUACGGGGGAUUUGACGUUCAAAGUCAAUGGCUGUGAUGCUCCCUUUGUCAUGAGACCUUGGACGGAUGCCGAGGCUGAAACUCAUGCGACUGUGAGCGGGCAGACAGAAACCCCAACACUCAACACGCAUAGCAUGACUAUGGUAGGAGAGUGUUGGAUAUAUGGUAUAUCACGUGGGGAAAGAGGAGACUCCCUUCACAAGGCAAUCUUCGGUAAAUCAAAACCUGAGAGCAGCCACUCAUAUUUAGAACAUCUAAUUAUUUAUUAA